AUGGAUGAUAGUUCAGCUGAUUCAGUCGAUGAGACUCUCAAUUUGCAUACGCAUCCCGACCCGAAGUCCCUGGUUCUAGAGUUCUCAGAGGAUGAUACAAGCAGUGCAGCUUCAUCAGAUGAUGAAGAAAUGGAUGUUCUUUCUGAUAACGACGAUAUGAUGUACUAUGAACGUGCUAUUCAGGAGAUUGCUGCAGGAGAUUCAUAUAUCUGCAUGAUUUGUACGGUUGAAAUGGAUUACACAUGCAAAAUGUACGCUUGUAAAAAAUGUUGCAGAAUCUUCGAUUAUGAUUGUAUAAGAGAGUGGGCAUUAAAAUCUACCGAAAAGACCAAAGAAAGGAUUUGGAAGUGUCCAAAUUGUUAUCAUGUCAAUAAGAAAGUGCCUACCAAGAACAGAGCAACAUGUUGGUGUGGGAAAGUCGUUAAUCCUGAAAAGAAUCCUUUAAAUCCAAAUUCAUGUGGUCAAACUUGUAAUGCACCGGUUUGUAUCCAUGGAUGCUCCAAGAUUUGCCACUUGGGUCCACAUCCCGAAUGUUUAAGAACCAUAACCAUGAAAUGUGAUUGUGGAAAACAUGAGAGACAAAUUUCUUGUUUCCAAUCAAAAUCACAAUCCGGCAGAAGGAAUCGUUUCUCCUGCGAAGAAGAGUGUGGAUUACCAUUAUCAUGUGGAAUACACACGUGCAAGAAGAAAUGUCAUUCAGGUUUAUGUGGGAGCUGUCCUGAACUCCUGGAAGUAAAUGAAGAAAAAUGCGCUACGAUUAAAUGUUACUGUGGACUUGAAACAAAAAAGUCUUUCCCUUGUAAAGAUGUUAAGGCCCCUACAACAUUAUCUAGAGACGCAGAAGGUAAUAAAUGGGUUGGUGUAUUUUCAUGUAAUAAAAUAAGAAAUGUUGAGUACUCAUGUCAGAAGCAUUCAUUUGUAGAAUCAUGUGUUGCACCUCCAACCGUAUCGGGAACAAAGCAAUGCCCAUUUUCACCAAAUUUACUCAAAACUUGUCCUUGUGGGAGAACACCUUUGAAUGCAUUAUCAAAACCGCGACUCAAAUGUACCGACCCGGUUCCAACGUGUGAAGCAUGUUGUAAUAAACCUCUGAAGUGUGGUAAACAUAGAUGUCCAUUUACAUGUCAUAAUGGACCUUGUAUGGACCCAUGCAUACAAAUUGACAAGAAACCAUGUUCAUGCCACCAAUCAUUUUUCCUUACCCCAUGUCAAUUUGAAGGUGAGCCACACUGUAACAUCAAAUGUGAGUCUUUGAUGUCAUGCCGCCGUCACAGAUGUACAGAAAGAUGUUGUUCUGGAAGACCACUGGCAGAAAAACGUAAGAAGACUCUUUUCAGAUCGAGUGAUAUUAAUGAUGAAACUUUAGUUGAAGCACAGCACGUUUGUUUGAAAGAAUGCAAUUUGAUGUUAUCAUGUGGGAAACAUAGGUGUCAAAGAAAAUGCCAUCCAGGUAAAUGUCCACCAUGUCUAGAGAGUGACUCUAAUGACUUAGUUUGCCCCUGUGGCAAAACUGUUGUAGAAGCACCUGUACGUUGCGGUACCAAAUUGUCACCAUGCUUAUUUCCAUGUAUUAAAGUUAUUAGAAAUGAAUCUGUAUGCGGUCAUCCACCUGUACCACACAGCUGUCACCCAUUGGAUCAACCUUGUCCUCCAUGCACUGCUACAGUUUUUAAACCAUGUAAAUGUGGAAAGAGAGAUAAGGUUAGAACUGUUUGUUUUCAAAAAGAUGUUUCCUGUGGCAAAAUCUGUGGACUACCUCUUUUGACUUGCCAUCAUAAGUGUCAAAAGGUAUGUCAUCCAAAUGGUGAGUGCCAAGUUAAAUGCAAGCAAGUAUGUCGUAAAAAGAGAGUUAACUGUGUACAUGAAUGUUUGAAAUCUUGUCACGGAUCAACUGAAUGCUCUGAUUCCCCUUGUCCCGUGUCUACGAAGAUAUCAUGUCCAUGUGGUAGAAGAGAAAGUUACGUUACUUGUAACGCAACCUCUACGAUAGAUAGCGCUGCUUUGAUCACGAGAUUAGAUUGUAAUGAGGAAUGUGAAGUAGUAAAGAGACACCGUGAAUUGAGGGAAGCAUUUGGCAUUGUGGAGAAAGAGGAACCCGAGAACUUGGGGACAGAAAGAUUACAAAGUUUUGCUCAAAGUGCAACAAAUUACGAUGAUUUACAGUUACCAUAUACGGAACCAGCACUAGUGGCAUAUACAAAGCAACCAAAUUGGUGUGAACAGAUCGAGGAACUCUUGAUCAAAUUCAUGGACGAUAAUUCUAGACCAAGUUUACAUUUCAAACCUAUGAGACCUCCGCAACGGUACUUUAUUCAUGAAAUAGCUAAGGCAUUUAAUUUGUAUGCAGAAUCCCAAGAUCGUGAGCCAAAGAGGUCUGUUUUCCUCAAAAAAAAUGACGAUGGUACUUCAUUGAAGCCAGCUUUGAGAUUAAGUGACGUGUUGCCAGUUUACCAAAAUUUCAAGAAAUUAGAGAAAGAGCGUAAGGCCAAGCAAUUUGAAGCUAGGACCACAGCAAGAUUAAUGAACAUUACACUUGACGAUACCCUGGAAGAACGGAAAAAAUUUGAAAAUAAUGGGCUCAUUAUUAAAAAUUUGUCCAACGGAAUCACAUUAGAGUUUUUGAGUGAAUUUUUCAAUAAAUUUUUCAAAUCAACUUUAAUUAAGAACCCGCAAUAUUUAAUAAUCGAAAAUAACGGAUUAAUCUAUCCAGAAAGCCACAAUGAAAUCACGCAAGGUGUCUACAACGAUCUUGAUAUGCUGGUGGGUCAUUUCAAUGUAAUUGUCAAGGAAGAACUAAUUGGAGAUUCAGUAGAAAUGUGUAACAUUGAGAACGAAUUACCUGAAGAAAGAUUGGAAACUCCCAGGUUGGAAACACCAGGAUUGGAGUCAGAUGACGAGUAG
Molecule: messenger RNA, 2901 nt
Organism: Kazachstania africana CBS 2517
Lineage: Eukaryota; Fungi; Ascomycota; Saccharomycetes; Saccharomycetales; Saccharomycetaceae
Gene: FAP1
Product: Fap1p
Exons: 1
Coding region: 1-2901 (966 amino acids)
Biological process (GO): negative regulation of transcription by RNA polymerase II
Cellular component (GO): nucleus
Molecular function (GO): RNA polymerase II transcription regulatory region sequence-specific DNA binding; zinc ion binding; DNA-binding transcription factor activity, RNA polymerase II-specific
Source: RefSeq, a predicted model, not a curated record